UUAAUCAACGGUCUAGGCCUAAGAUGUAAUAAUAAUUUUAGAUCAAGACUAGCACUAGAUAUAGAAAAGUCUAGAAGAAUCAAGGUAGAAGUGAAAAUGUUUUGCCCACAUCAAAUCAGAAGGAUCUGUUCCAAUAUAGGCCUACUAUGUGUUCAUGGAUCUUCUCAACCAACAUUAUGUCGUUUGCUAACCAGGAUUGAGGUGCUAAGACAUGUGUGUGGGGCUCGCUCCUUGCACAGCACACCCAAACCAGGCAUUGGUAAAUUAAUUGACAAGAAGACAGAUUUGAAUCGCUUCUUGAUUGAGAUUGGUACUGACCCUAAAGAAGCCAGGUACUGGUUGAAGAACUUCAAGUCUAGUGUUGAGAAUUCAGAUGUCUUCAUGGUGGUCACAGUUGAGCAUGAUGUCAUGGAUAAUCUAGAAUUGUUGGAGAAGUUUGCCUCCAGCAUUUCCUUUCUGAAAAGAAACAGCAUGUCUCCUCUUAUUGUAUGUGGAAGUGGACCAGCAAAAGGUUCUUUCAAUAAGACAAAGGAAGCUUGUGUGUGGAAUGCUGUGACUCUCAAUGAUAUGCUAGAGGGCCAUGGCACUAACACAAGAGUUCUGUACCCUGGCUGUGGGGUGGUAACUGGAGAAGUGGAAGACCAAACAGGCAACUCUAAAAAUCUGCAAAUCUCCACUGAAAUCAUUCAGUCCAGUCUGGCUACACAGCACCUCCCCAUUCUUCUCAGCUAUGGGGAGACAGCAAGUGGCCAGAUUUUCCCCAUCAAAUCAUGGGAGCUGUCAACUCAGGUUUCAAAGGUUUUUCAGCCCAAGAAAGUUAUGUUCGUUAAUUCACAUGGUGGGUUUUUGGAUGAGCAAGGCAAGGUCAUUCCAAAUGUAAAUCUUCCUAUUGAUCUUGAGACAGCUGAACAGAAAAGUUGGUACAGGCCAGAUAUUAUGAGCACUAUGAUGUAUGUGUGUAAAUUGCUGGGAGAGCUACCUAUCGAUAGCUCAGUGGUCAUCACAUCAGCAGACACCAUGUUGAGAGAGCUCUUCAGUCACAGAGGUUCUGGAACAUUCUUUAGGUCCACGGAAGCUGUCCACAAAUACUCAUCGCUUGAUGGCAUUGAUCUUGACCGUCUGAGGUGCUUAUUACACAGAUCUUUCAUGAAAACAUUGGUGGAUUCUUAUUUUAAUGACAUUGCUCCCAACAUUCAUGCUAUUUACUUGUCAGAGUCGUACAGCGGCGUGGCUAUACUCCUGAAGAGCCCCAACAGCAACAUCCCGUACAUGUGCAAGUUUGCUGUGACCAACAGAGCCCAGGGUCAGGGCACAGGGGAGCUGCUGUGGGACAGGCUGAUCAAGUCAGAGCCCUGUCUGUUCUGGAGAUCCAAAAUUGAAAACCCAAUCAACACCUGGUAUUUCAAGAAAUGUGAAGGUUCCCACAAUAAUCAUAAGUGGCUUGUCUUCUGGUAUGGUGUGUGUGACCCUAACCUUUCUGUUGGGCUCAUCAAGGAUGCUGUUGACAGGAAAGAUUCCUUCAUUGCUGAUGGUGAUAUUUCCUGCCCAGGGAGUGAUGAUGAGGAGGAGAGGAUGGGAGGAUAGAUACAAAGAGUACACAGAUAUCUUUAGGAGGAGAGGAUGGGAGGAUAGAAACAAAGAGUACACAGAUAUCUUUAGGAGGAGAGGAUGGGAGGAUAGAAACAAAGAGUACACAGAUAUCUUUAGGAGGAGAGGAUGGGAGGAUAGAAACAAAGAGUACACAGAUAUCUUUAGGAGGAGAGGAUGGGAGGAUAGAAACAAAGAGUACACAGAUAUCUUUAGGAGGAGAGGAUGGGAGGAUAGAAACAAAGAGUACACAGAUAUCUUUAGGAGGAGAGGAUGGGAAGAUAGAUACAAGUAACCAGAUAUCUUCAGGAGGAGAGGAUUGGAGGAUAGAUAAAAGGAGUACACAGAUAUCUUUUGGAGGAGAGGAUGGGAGGAUAGAUACAAAGAGUACACAGAUAUCUUUUGGAGGAGAGGAUGGGAAGAUAGAUACAAGU
Physella acuta is the source of this 2021-nucleotide messenger RNA. Its product is annotated as N-acetylglutamate synthase, mitochondrial. Gene Ontology annotation, molecular function: L-glutamate N-acetyltransferase activity, acting on acetyl-CoA as donor. Gene Ontology annotation, cellular component: mitochondrial matrix. Gene Ontology annotation, biological process: L-arginine biosynthetic process; glutamate metabolic process. The record is from RefSeq and is a predicted model, not a curated record. NCBI's taxonomy places the organism in Eukaryota, Metazoa, Mollusca, Gastropoda, Physidae.